AUGCGUGCUCGCCUCCCAGCAGUGAUGGAUCGCAUCGGCCCUGCUGGCAAGACACUGGCCACGGGGCUUGGAGUCGGCGGGAUUUCUAAGCUGGCGGUGGAUGGACACGAUAUGUGGCAGGCGCGCAUAAAGCGCCAGCAAGAAGCAGGCGAUUGCGAUCGUGUGAAAGCGCGCGUGAUCCACAGCGCCUUCCACGCUGCCAAGCCCGAAGUGGAGAUCCCGCGCAAGCACGUCCAGGCCCAGAUCAGCAGGUUGCUGGACCUGGAUGAUCGCUCCCCCGUGUUGAUCUGGGGCAACCACCAGUCCGGCAAGAGCUUCGCCUUGUUCAAGGCAUGCCGAGACGCAGGCUUUCACGAGGGCAUCGUCCACGUGAAGCUCGACAGCGACAAGGAGACCGCAGGAGAAAGGCUGCGCCAGCAGCUGGGUGCCCCCGGCCACGUUGAGGUGGAGGAGGCCUUGAAGCAGGCGGCAAAGACGCUGGGCCGCCUGCCCAUCUUGGCUUUUGCCUCCAUGGCGCUGGGCUACGACGCAGACGCUCGGGAAGUUCGCCUCCAGAUCGGACCGCUGAGUGAGGAAGAGUGCCAGCAGGAGAAGGCGGGGGCCUUUUGCCGAGCGCGUCCAGGAACUCCCGCGGCUGUCGAGCACAAAGCUGACCUUUUGCAGCUCACCGGCGGCAACGUAGGGAAGUUGGAGGCCCUCGGAGAUAAGCGCAGUGUGUGCACUUUGCGAAGCCUUUGCAGCCUCGCAGGAGCUUGCCAAGAGCAGCAGAUCCUGGGCUUCCUCGGCAUCGAUGCGCAUGGCGGAUUUGACGGAACCAAGGCUGCCAAGGAGGUGGCCCGCCGUGUGGCGGAGGCCCCGUUUCACCAGUGCGUGAUGUCCAAGGACUUCAGGGCACGUUUCACCAGCAAGGACCUAGCACAGGCGGUGAAGGCACGAGAUGCCCACUGCAUCUAUGUCAAGGCCACCACUAAGGCGGAUGAGCGGUUUUGCGCAGCGUCGCCGUCGGUGCACGCUCUUCUCAAGCGGAAGACCAGAUGGUUGGGAAUCUUCUGA
Symbiodinium sp. CCMP2456 is the source of this 1053-nucleotide messenger RNA. The record is from the annotation of a GenBank genome assembly. Lineage: Eukaryota; Dinophyceae; Suessiales; Symbiodiniaceae.